This is a messenger RNA of Ilex paraguariensis (yerba mate), 1958 nucleotides long. The record is from the annotation of a GenBank genome assembly. NCBI's taxonomy places the organism in Eukaryota, Viridiplantae, Streptophyta, Magnoliopsida, Aquifoliales, Aquifoliaceae.
UAGAGAUAUAGAGAUACAGUGAUACAGCAGCAGUAUCCGCACUCAACAUUUUUGCUUGCUUAUUUCUUGCGGAAAGGACCUACCGUGUCUUCUGUCUCUCUCGGAAUCGACUGGCGAACUGACGACGGCGAAUUCUUAUCGGUAUAGUUUGGGCUCCGGCGAGUUAGUUAGGGUUUGAACUUUGUUGAAUGGCGUCGGAGGAUGUGGUAGGGAAGAGAAGCGAGAGUGCGGUGUCUACUAUCGUAAAUCUGGCGGGAGAAGCAAAGAUUGCUAGUGAAGGAGUCAAGGCUCCUAGUCAUGCCGUACUCAGCAUCUGCAAAUCUCUCUUCGCCGGAGGCGUAGCCGGUGGAGUAUCACGAACUGCUGUGGCUCCAUUAGAACGGUUGAAAAUUUUGCUACAGGUUCAGAAUCCUCAUAAUAUAAAAUACAGUGGAACAGUUCAGGGAUUGAAAUACAUAUGGAGAACUGAGGGGUUUCGAGGGUUGUUCAAAGGCAAUGGCACUAAUUGCGCUCGCAUUGUCCCAAACUCAGCUGUCAAGUUCUUUAGCUAUGAGGAAGCAUCCAAGAGAAUCUUAUGGCUAUACCGGCAGCAACCUGGAAAAGAGGAUGCUGAACUUACUCCGCUUUUACGCCUUGGAGCUGGAGCAUGUGCUGGAAUCAUUGCCAUGUCAGCAACUUACCCAAUGGACAUGGUACGAGGUCGGCUUACUGUACAGACAGAGAAUUCCCCUCGCCAGUAUAGAGGAAUUUUCCAUGCUCUCACAACAGUUUUCCGUGAAGAAGGCCCUCGUGCUUUAUACAAGGGAUGGCUUCCAUCUGUCAUAGGAGUUGAGAAUCUUAUGGCUAUACCGGCAGCAACCUGGAAAAGGUAUGGCCAGGAUGCUGAACUUACUCCGCUUUUACGCCUUGGAGCUGGAGCAUGUGCUGGAAUCAUUGCCAUGUCAGCAACUUACCCAAUGGACAUGGUACGAGGUCGGCUUACUGUACAGACAGAGAAUUCCCCUCGCCAGUAUAGAGGAAUUUUCCAUGCUCUCACAACAGUUUUCCGUGAAGAAGGCCCUCGUGCUUUAUACAAGGGAUGGCUUCCAUCUGUCAUAGGAGUUAUUCCAUAUGUGGGUCUCAACUUUGCUGUAUAUGAAUCUUUAAAAGAUUGGUUGAUCAAAACUAGACCUUUUGGACUAGAUGAAGGUUCGGAGUUGAGUGUGACAACAAAGCUUGCAUGUGGGGCUGCUGCUGGAACCGUUGGCCAGACAGUUGCUUACCCUCUUGAUGUCAUCCGUCGAAGAAUGCAGAUGGUUGGCUGGAAAGACGCUGCUUCAGUUGUUACUGGUGAUGGGAAGAGCAAGGCCCCACUCGAAUAUACUGGUAUGAUUGAUGCAUUCAGAAAAACAGUUCGCCAUGAGGGAUUCGGAGCUUUGUACAAGGGUUUGGUCCCCAAUUCGGUGAAGGUGGUCCCAUCGAUAGCAAUUGCAUUUGUGACAUAUGAGGUGGUAAAAGACAUUCUUGGAGUUGAGAUGAGGAUAUCUGAUUGAAACCAAUGGAAAGUUCAGCUUAUUUAUUGGACUUGGAUUUUUAUUGAAGGAGGUAAACUAUGGGGAAGUACUUUUCUUUUUUUCAGUUUAUGAAGAAAUUAGGGACCUGUCUUAGCACUUGCUGAUAUAGUCCACCCCAUAUGUCCCCCUUCUAGUUUUGCCAUUCUGCUCAUUCAUAUGCACCAGCACUUCCAAUAAGUAUUUGUUGACAAGUGAUGCACUAGAGGCCUUCUAGUAGCUUGCUAGAAUAUUUUCAUAUGAUUUGUUCAGUGUUAUUUGUGUAACUGGCUAUGUAUUAGAGAUCUAAGUAUUUAGUACUGUAUGCCCUUUUGCAGUUGGAUUUUGUUUUGUUUUAUGAUUUUGAUUGCAGUUGUGAAUCAUGUGUCGAAGCAUAAGCUUACCCUGUUGAAUAACUGCUGUGGCGGG